This is a messenger RNA of Strongyloides ratti, 2229 nucleotides long. RefSeq lists its product as hypothetical. The record is from RefSeq and is a predicted model, not a curated record. Lineage: Eukaryota; Metazoa; Nematoda; Chromadorea; Rhabditida; Strongyloididae. The transcript is spliced from 4 exons. Bases 1 to 2229 code for a protein of 742 amino acids.
AUGUGUAUCGUAUUAGUUCUCCUUCUUAAUACUUUCUAUAAAAUAUAUUAUCGUUUAUUUGAUCUUUGUGAACAUGUCGCUGCAAUGAUAACCUUUCUUAUUUUUCUUGGAUUAAUGGUUGGGACAAUUAUCUUAAGCACCAAUAGUAGUAACCAACCAAGACCACUGUUGACUAUAGCGAUACUAGUUUUUGGGGUCCUUGGCGGUCUGGCCGUUGUGAUCACCGUGGUGUAUUUUUAUAAAUUAUGCCUAAAAAGAAGAGCUCCAAUAACAACCACAGGAAAACCAGACCAAAAAAGAUCUCAGAUUCGUAGCCUGGUUAGUAAUCAGUGCAGGAAUCUAACAACUAAUCAAUCACAAUAUAUACAAUUUGAUAAAAAAUAUUAUAAUUCUUUAUCUAAUACACAAUAUAUUGUACCAAAUUUAGUAGUAUCUGAAGUUAUAUCAGAUGAUGAAAAAUAUUUUCAUAAUUCAUCAAAUAAUAAAAUUAGAUAUACAUUAACUAAAAAUUCACGAAAUCUUUCAAAUGAAUCACAUAUUUGUAAUGAAAUAAAGUUAAAUAGAUGUGGAAGUCAACAACAUUAUAAUAAUAAUAAUAUUAAUAAAUAUUUACCUCAAGAAGUAAUUAUAAAUAAUGAAAAUACAAAUAAUUUUUUAAAACCAGAUAAUAAUUUUAAUUCAAAUGGAAGAACUAAAAGUGCUGAAAUGUUAUUAAAUGUUCAGGCUAAUGAUGAAAUAAGAAGAGCAUCAACUGGAAGUAUGUAUCAUCCAGUUAAUGGAAUAGUUGGACAAAGAAGACGUUUACCAUCUAUAGCAAAUAUUCAACCAAUACCAAAUGUUGAAUAUUAUAAUAGUAAUAAUUUAAAUAUACAAAAUAGAAAAUUAUAUGGUCUUUCUCGUUCACAAGCUAUUGAUAAUAGAGAUAUUCCAUUAAAACAAUCUAGUUCACCAUUACCAUGCCAAAGAGAAAAAAUUUAUACAAGACAACAUGCAUUCUCAAAAAGUUGGAAUAAUGAUGAUCAUUAUUAUAUAAAUGAUUAUUCAUUACAAUCAACUUCUAUUCAAAAUAGGCCCAAAUAUAUAGAAAAUGAAAAUUUUGUACAAAAUUAUUAUCAAGAAAAAAAUCAACAUAUAAUAACACCAACUAUUAAUGUCAUUCCACCUCAUAAAUCUAAUAGAAAUCAUUAUAAUUCAAAAAAAUUAAAUACUAAUGAUGUAUAUCCUUCAAAUAAUAGAAAAAAUCAUUAUCCUUUAUAUGAUAUACCAAAAUAUAAUUAUCAAAAUUAUCAUACUUAUAAUAAAUUUAAUCUUCCUACAAAAAUAGAUGGUUACCCUAAAAAUAAAGCAAUUAGUUUUGAUGAAAAAACUGCACUUUUGUAUGAAAAAAAAUAUAAUAAAACACCAAAUUAUACUAAUCCACCAUAUCGUACAUUGAGUGAAGCUGAUAAAAAAAAUUUAAUAAGACAACAAACAAUACAACUUCUUCAACCUGAUUCAGUUGUAUCUAAACAAUGUUUAGAUGUUUGGAAAGAUAGAAAAAAUUUUGAAACAGAUACAAUAUAUUUAAAUCAAUUAUCUACUGAUUUGUCAGAUGAUAAUAGUAUUUCAACAUCAUUUGAAUCAAAUUCUGAAUCACCAACAAAAGAUAAACGAGGACAUUUUACUUCAAUAAUACCUAAAUCAUCUGAAGGUGCUAAUAUAAAAAGACAAAAGUUUAGAGAUAUUAUGUUAAAAAGACAAUUAUUAGAUGAUUUAACAACAGGAGUUGAGACAAGUUCUUAUGAUAGUAGUUUUGAUAAUCCUUCAAAUAUUUUGGAAAGUGAAAAAUUAGGAGAAAAUGAUAAAAAUUGUUAUAAUAAUUUUAAUGAUGAAAGAGAUUACUCAAUUGAUUCAAAAAGUGAUACAUUAUUUAGAUUAUUUUCAUUAAAUGAUCCCAAAUAUAUGUUUAAAGGUGUUAUUAAUAAAUCACUACAAUGUAAUAUAAAGGAAAAUUAUAAAUCAUUUUAUGAAGAUGAUGUUUUAUUAGAUUUUAAUUAUCCUCUUCAAAAUAAAGAGAUAGAGGUUAAUGAAGUUGUAAAUAUAUUUUCAUAUGAUCAAUGUACAGUGACACCCCUUCAAGAGGAGAAGAAUUCUACUGCAACAGGUGAUGAUAAUCGGCAAACUAAAAAUCGUCAAAUAUUUUGGCAAUACAAAAGAGUUUCAUCAAAAGAAGACAGUGAUGCAACUUAA